AUGUACCACGUUUCCGCCGCUGCUUUCACCGAAACAAACCCCGACCUUUCCAAGGCCUUGUUCAAUGCCACUUCGACGAUCGACGCAGCAAAACUAGCAGAAAAUGAGGUAUUAAUUGCUGCGUUGGGAGUGCCUGUAAACCCCUCGGACCGGCUCCAGGUGGCCGGCUCAUAUAAAACACCAAUCAAUUUCCAGCACUUGGGCCAGGACAGCACCGAGAAGAAGGUUGCUGUUGGUGGCAACGAAGGCUGUUUCUGCGUUGUGGCCGUCGGGCAAGAUGUGUCCUCGUACAAAGUCGGGGACUGGGUUAUCUUGAAACUCACCAGUUUCGGCACAUGGAGAUCACACGCCAUCGUGCCCCUCACGCCGGACAACCCUGACCCACUCAUCGUGGUGCUGAGCGAUGGGGAAAAUAACAUUUCCAUGGACGAGGCAUCGACCAUCUCCACCAACCCCUGCACAGCGUACCAGCUUUUCCACAACUACGUCUCCGACUGGCAAGAAAAUGACUGGAUCGUCAUGAACGCGGGCAACUCCUUCGUGAAUAAGUACUUGUAUCAGCUCGCCAAACACCACGGAGUAAAAACAUUGGGGAUUGUGCGCAGGAAGCCAGACUUCGCCGAGGUUGCGAAGGAAUUGCGUGGGCUCGGAGCCACUGAAAUCGUGGCCGAGGACAAGUUUCUUGCGGAAGACUUCGUGUCGGCCACUCUUCCGAAGCUUGUGGGGGAAACCGCCCGCGUCAGGCUUGCACUCGAUUCCGUUGCAGGCCCCACAACACCCAACUUGGUGGCAGCGCUCUCCAAUGACCAGACGUUUGUAAAUUACGGUGGCAUGUCCGGAGGCAUGGUGCAGUACUCGCCCGGUGUGCAGUUGGCAAAGAACAUCACGCUCAAGAGCUACUGGUUGACGCGGAACACGCGCCAGAACCCGCAGCUGAAGGUGGACACGAUCCGGAGCUUGUUGCCUCUUUACAAGUCGGGGGUAUUCCAGCCGGUGAAAUUCACCCACAUUCCGUGGGACGGCACGGGCAGUCUUAGGGACGCGUUUGUCCAGGCCAUUGACGAGUCGCACCUAGGCAAGCGUGUGGUGACGUUUCCAGGGAACGUUGUAUAA
Messenger RNA from Metschnikowia bicuspidata var. bicuspidata NRRL YB-4993, 1113 nucleotides. RefSeq names its product Mrf1p (gene MRF1). Gene Ontology annotation, cellular component: mitochondrion. The coding region runs from base 1 to 1113 and encodes 370 amino acids. The record is from RefSeq and is a predicted model, not a curated record. The transcript has a single exon. Gene Ontology annotation, biological process: fatty acid metabolic process. Lineage: Eukaryota; Fungi; Ascomycota; Pichiomycetes; Serinales; Metschnikowiaceae. Gene Ontology annotation, molecular function: trans-2-enoyl-CoA reductase (NADPH) activity.